ACAUAACUGUUUAUUGAUUCUUAAAAUAUAAACUUUGUUUCAGUGUUAUACUUAAAAAUUCAAACUAUGAAAUUUAUUCUCUUAUUGUUUUUGAUUGUUUCUGUGAAUGCCAGAUUACCAUCUCAAGACAACCUGGCCAGAUCUGAAGACGAUCCCUUCACUUUAGAGGAUUGUGUUUCACCCAUUGAGCUUCUAGCCUAUGUUUGCGAGUGGCCUCCUAGUAAAUAUGAUGCUUGGAGAUGGGAUGCAAAUGGCGCUGCUAGUGGUUGUGUAAAAGAAGAAGCUCAUAAAGGUUGCUCUCCCACGAAAAAUAACUUUAAGAGUUAUGAAGAGUGUUUGGAUAUAGCAGGACCAGUAUGUGGACUUAGAAAAUAGGAGAUUAAAUAUUUUCUAAAAGUAUAGUAUAGAUUUUUCCUGUACUUAUUAAGUGGGUCGUUCCAAUGUAGUAAAUAAUGAUUGAUUAUUUUUAAAAUGGAUAUUUAUUCACUAACUUUAAUAAUUUAUUAAUAAAAAUGCUUUAAAAA
This is a messenger RNA of Diabrotica virgifera virgifera (western corn rootworm), 524 nucleotides long. RefSeq lists its product as uncharacterized. Bases 67 to 375 code for a protein of 102 amino acids. The record is from RefSeq and is a predicted model, not a curated record. The transcript is spliced from 2 exons. Lineage: Eukaryota; Metazoa; Arthropoda; Insecta; Coleoptera; Chrysomelidae.